Molecule: messenger RNA, 4507 nt
Organism: Pleuronectes platessa (European plaice)
Lineage: Eukaryota; Metazoa; Chordata; Actinopteri; Pleuronectiformes; Pleuronectidae
Gene: fyrd1
Product: transforming growth factor beta regulator 1
Exons: 31
Biological process (GO): extracellular matrix organization; collagen catabolic process; regulation of DNA-templated transcription
Cellular component (GO): nucleus; extracellular matrix
Molecular function (GO): zinc ion binding; metalloendopeptidase activity
Source: RefSeq, a predicted model, not a curated record
ACUCCUGUCAUGGAGGAGAAGGUUAGAGAGAUGCAACACUUCUUCGGUUUGAGAGAGACGGGACAACUGGACCCCCCCACCCUGGAUGUAAUGAGGGAGUCGAGGUGUGGAGUUCCAGAUGUGGACAACUUCAGCUUUUACCCAGAGAAGCCAAAAUGGAGAAACCACACAAUCACAUACAUGAUUGCCAAAUACACUCCGGACUUGAAGAGAGAGGACGUGGAAAAGUCCUUUCGCUCAGCGCUGAAGAUGUGGAGUGAUGCCGCACCACUGAGGUUCAUUAGAGUCAACCACGGCAAAGCUGAUAUUGUCUUCUCCUUUGCCCGCAGAACUCAUGGAGAUUUCUUUCCCUUUGACGGGCCCCGUGGUGUGCUGGCUCACGCCUUUCAGCCUGGAGAGGGGAUAGGAGGAGACGUGCACUUUGAUGAGGAUGAAAUGUGGACAACAGGGAAACAAGGUUACAGCCUGUUUGCAGUUGCAGCUCAUGAACUUGGCCACUCACUGGGUCUGACUCACUCGAGGGACCCCUCUGCGAUCAUGUACCCCAAUUACAGGCAUCACAGCAGUACACAGUACUCGCUGUCCAAAGAUGACGAGCUUGGUAUACAAACAUUGUACGGAAAACCCACCAAAACUCUGGAAACUCAACAGGUUCCCAAAAAGUGUGACCAGAAUUUUUCUUUCGAUGCAGCUACUAUGAUUGGAAAUGAUAUUGUUUUCUUUAAAAACAGGUACAUGUGGAUGAGGACAACGAGGGCGACCUACUGGAAUCGCCUAAGCGAGGGCCACAGCAGCUCAUAUUUGCCCAGCAUCAGUUCUCACGUCGAUGCUGCUUAUGACAUCCCAGCCAAAGGCGUCGCAUACAUAUUCACUGGUCAUAAGUAUUGGGUGGUUCAACGGCUUAAGAUGAAAAGUCAUGCUGGCUCUAUCUACGAGUUCGGCCUCCCCACCAGAAUCAGGCAGGUCGACGCUGCCGUACAUAUCAGUGAAUACGGGAAAACUGUUUUCUUCACUGGAGAGUUUUAUUACAGGUUCGAUGAAAGCAAGAGACGAAUGGAUCCUGGAUUCCCCAGACUCAUCCAAACAGAUUGGCCUGGAAUCCCGAGAAGGGUUGAUGCUGCAUUCAAGUUACAAGGUAAAAAAACCUAAAACACAUCGGCACCUACCAUCCCUCCAACCGUUUCACCGGAGGAUGAGAACCUGGCUCAGGGAUAUGUCUCUCGGUUUUAUGGCGAUGUUGGAACAAGAAACUCGACACUUCGAAGUCUCAUCAAUGAUACAUUCAGUGAAGACCUGGAGUCAAUGCAGGCUUUCUUUGGCCUAGAGGUGACUGGCGUCUUGAAUAAAGAGACAGUGGAGGUGAUGAAAGCACCGAGGUGCGGCGUGUCAGACAUCAGCCGAUAUGGACACUUCCAUGGGAAACCCAAAUGGGAGAAAAGAGUAAUCACAUACAGGAUCACCAUGUACACUCCAGAUCUGACGCAGAGGCAGGUGGAUGCAACCAUCGCUCAGGCCUUCCAACUUUACAGUGACAUCAUCCCUCUGGACUUCAAACAGAUCUACACCGGCAACGCCGACAUCAUGAUCCUCUUCAAGGGCGGAUAUCACGGCGAUUUUUACCCUUUUGACGGAGCGAGUGGCGUCCUGGCUCAUGCUAACUCUCCCGGACAAGGCCAGGGGGGAGACACACACUUUGACGAUGAUGAAACCUGGACUCUUACCCAGAGAGAUGUGAAUCUGCUGUUGGUGGCGGCCCACGAGUUCGGCCACGCCCUGGGUCUGGAUCACUCCAGGGACAGACGUGCACUCAUGUACCCCACCUAUCGGUAUGUCAACACAAACGGGUACAGGCUACCAGACGAUGACAAGCGUGGGGUUCAAGCCCUCUAUGGAAGCCGUACACCAGUGCCCACAACCGCCCCAAAACCAAAUCCUCAUCCUGAACCUGAACCAGAGCCGGAGGAGCCAACAGAAGGACCUGACCCUCUGCCAAACCCCCGAGACGAGCAGUGCAGCCGCGGGCUGGUCUUUGACGCAGCUACCCCCGUGAGGGGAGAGCUGUUCUUCUUUAAAAAUGGAUAUUAUUGGAGAAAGUCUUCAAAUGGAAUCCGUUUCACUAAAGUGGUGACAAAAUGGCGUGGGAUCAACUAUGUGGACGCUGCGUUUGAAGUCCCACACAGUGAUGCGUUUUAUCUGUUUGAAGGUCGUCAAUACUGGGGCAUAAGGGCUUAUGCAAAGACAAUAAUCUCAGGUUAUCCAAAGUCUAUCACCAGCCUCGGCCUCCCCUCCUCAGUCAAUAAAGUGGAUGCAGCUGUUUAUGUGCCAACUACUAGGAAAACACUCAUAUUUGUGAAAACACAGUAUUGGAGCUAUGAUGAGAGCAGAAACCAAAUGGACUCUGGAUACCCGCGAACUAUCACUUGGGAUUUUCCAGGCAUUGGCUCCAAAGUAGAUGCAGCCUUUGAGAAUUGGGGUGAGAAAUAUUAGUUAACAAUAAACCUGUUUCAUAUUCACAUGGAGUCCCUCAACACGUUUGAAUCUGAGAUGGAGGCUGAUGGACAGGGGAACUACUCUCUGUUUCCUGCUCUGGACAGCAUUGCAAGUCUGUCAGGGACUGCAGAAACUCUGGAGAGGUAUGAACCACCUGGUGAAAUUUCAGAGAAGCCUAACCUCACAUGGCUGGAUGCUGCACAGAUUGUCUUGGAGGAAGCGGGACGUCCCAUGCACAUAAAGGAGAUCAAACAGAGGAUCAUUGACAGAGGACUUGUUCAAUCAAAUGCAAAGUCAAGCCUGGAGGCGGUCAUGUACCGUGAGACGGAUGAGGAGCGGCAGCAGGCCCUGCAGACCUUCACCUCCCAGUCUUUCCUCAGCUCUCCUCAGCAGAAUACAGUCAGCAGCUCUGGCUCAGGUGCCUCGGCAGGCGGCUUUCCAUCCCCUGCCAGUUCCUCUGAGCACAAGACCAAGGCGAAGAGAGUUUCUCGAAAAACCCAGAAUGAAAAGUACCGGCUCAAGUACCUCAGGCUGCGCAAAGCAGCUCGGGCCAUGAUAUUUGAGAAUGCAGCUGUCUGCGAUGAAGUUGCCCACUUGGAAGAGAGGUUUCUGAGAGCGAAGGAGGAGCGAAGGUUUUUACUGAAAUCAUUGUCGCAGUACCAGUCCUUGUCAGAGGGGGACAUUCUUUCCACACCCAGCUCAAGCGCUCAUCCACCUGUUCCACCUGUGGCACUAACUUCAGUACCCGCAGGGGCUUCAGGCCUGUCUGGGGGACACAGCCUGGCAUCGGUGGUGUCAACAGGGGAAGAAGGUCCUCUUAAAAAACCCAAGAAGGAAAGGAAAGAGAGGGGGAGGGAGAAUGGCAAGGAAGAACUGCCGAAGAAGAUGACUAAGAAAAGAAAGCUAAUGGACGGGUCUCGGAAGCUGGUGCAGCCCAUCUCCCUGGACUCAUGUGGUCGCCCCGUCUUUCCCAUCGUCCUGGGAGGUUUAACAGUCUACAGUCUUGGGGAGAUCAUCACAGACAGAAUGUUGUUCCAUGAUGAGUGUGCCAUCUACCCAGUGGGCUUCUGCAGCACACGAGUCUUUGCCAGCAUGAAGAACCCUGACCAGCAGUGCCUUUACACCUGCCAAAUCAAGGAUGGGGGGACAGGUCCAAAGUUUGAGAUUGUGCCUGAAGAAGACCCUCAGAAUGCCAUCAUGGCCUCCUCUGCCCUGACGUGCCACUCCAACCUCCUGAAGGCCAUCGCUUCUGUCAGUUCCAAGUGUGUGGUGCCCAUCGUGCCAUCAGGAGCAGACUUCUUUGGUUUCUCUCACCCCACCAUCCAGAAUCUCAUCCAGAGCUGUCCUGGAGCACGCAAAUGUACCAACUACAGAUGGAUCCGUUUCGAGGUGUGUCGCCCAGGUGAUGGCCAGGUCCCUCACAUCCUUUCAGAGGACGAUGCCUCUGUCAACUUUGAGGCCUACCAGAGACACCAGUGCUUUGAAGAGAACAACAAGACUGAACACGUCGAAGGACAGACACCGCAGUCUCCUAGUUCCUCUCAUCAGCACCACCUGACUUCCCCAACUAUGAAGCCCUCAACCUCAUAUUUCACCUCCUGAUUCUGGUAGUGCUACUGAAGUAUUACUCGAUGGUGAACAUUACUUUUGUAUUUUCAACACUAUUUCAAAAAUACCUUCCUGUUUAAGUCAUUCUUGAAAUAGCACCAUCACGAUAAAAAAAUACAGUUGAAGAUAAUGUACUGGAAAUGGAUGGUGAAUUAGCUCUGUGCUUAAUGUGAUAUUCCAACACCUCUUAGUAGAAAUUACAUUCUAUAUUCUCUGUACAAACAUACAUGGUUUUUAUAUUCCUAGUUUACUUUAUAUUUAAAAAGUAAUUAACUAUUUUACAAAUUGGGAGUCUCAGGAAAAUCUAAAUGGCUGGUUAUUAUUCUGUCCCAUGUGCACACUUUGGUUCAAAGCAUACUAUUGGCUUUCUAUUUAAUGUUUUGAAAUUAAAGUGUACAUUUUUCUUAAA